Ylistrum balloti is the source of this 2952-nucleotide messenger RNA. RefSeq lists its product as uncharacterized. Gene Ontology annotation, molecular function: zinc ion binding; nucleic acid binding. The transcript has a single exon. Bases 1 to 2952 code for a protein of 983 amino acids. Lineage: Eukaryota; Metazoa; Mollusca; Bivalvia; Pectinida; Pectinidae. The record is from RefSeq and is a predicted model, not a curated record.
AUGUUCACGGGUCCACUGAAAGGCAAGUCAGAGCCAGAAAAGUGUUCAUAUUUGAUGCUGUGGGUAGGCGAAAAGGGGAGAAAUAUUUUCUCAACCUGGACAAUUGACCAAAAUGAAGCUAAGAAGCUGGAGACAUAUUACACACGUUUUGAAACGUAUGUAAAGCCUAGAUCAAACAUAAUUUACAACAGAUACAAACUACAGUCAAGAAAACAAAACGAAGGUGAGACUUUUGAACAUUUUGUAACCGAUUUACAGGUAUUGGUAAAAGAUUGUGAAUACGCAGACAACGAAAACGUAGUUAGAGACCAGAUUGUGUUUGGAAUCAGAAACCCAAAAGUACGUGAAAAACUCAUGAGUAUUGGUUCAACUCUUACGUUAGCUUUGGCAUUAGACUGUGUUAGAAAUUAUGAAAUGAGUCAUACUCAGGCACGGACAAUAAAUGAAGCUUCCUCAGGCACGGCGGCCUAUGUGAAUGUUAUCCGGAAAGGAAACAAAAGUAAACACAAGCGCAAGGAAGAAACACGUAAAGAAUAUGCACCGAAAGAAAAAGAGAUCUUGUGCUCUAAAUGUGGAUAUCCGAGCGCUCAUAAAUCGUGUCCAGCGUCAGGGCAAACGUGUAAAAAGUGUGGACGAAAAAACCACUUCGCUCGAAAGUGUAGAACUCCGAAAAUGGACAAAUUACACAACAAAGUACAUACGGUAGACCAAAACGAGUACACGGAUGUCAGUGACGAAGAAACAUUAUUUGUGGGAUACCUCGAAGUAAACACUUUGACAGAAAGUGGAGACCAACAGUGGGUUGAAACUAUUGAAAUAGGAGGGUCCAAAAUAACGGUACAACUGGAUACCGGUGCACAAUGCAACGUAAUACCAUUAGAUAUGAUGAAAUCAAUGGAAAAUGUUGACAUGAAUCUAAAACCAUCCACACCGAUGAGAUCGUUCUCGGGACACAAAAUCAAGCCGAAAGGUAAAGUAACAUUACCAUGUAAACACAAAGAUAAAAUGUAUCGGCAGGAUUUUCAAGCGGUGGAUCAAAAUGUGAAACCAAUUCUCGGGGCUGAUGCAUGUCAAGCUAUGGGACUGGUGAAAAGAAUCCAUAGUGUUGUGUCGGGUAGUACAAAUCACAUUCCUGAUGAUAUACAGAAACAGUAUGGACAUGUGUUCAAAGGCAUUGGAUGCAUGCCAGGUACGUAUAGCAUCAAGGUUGACCCGAACGUCAAGCCAGUGAUACAUCCACCCAGAAAAAUACCUAUUUUUCUAAAAGAAAGGGUGAAAGAGGAACUCGAGUCGAUGGAACGACAAGGAAUCAUCGUGAAACAAACAGAACCUACACAAUGGGUAAAUUCAAUGGUUACUGUUACGAAACCCAACGGAAAAAUACGAAUCUGUAUUGACCCCAGUGAUCUUAACCAAGGUAUACAGCGUGAACAUUACCCCAUGAAAACAAUAGAUGACAUCAUUGCGGAAAUUCCCAAUGCAAACGUGUUUUCAAAGUUAGAUGCACGGUCGGGUUUUUGGCAGCUCAAGUUGGACGCUGAAAGCACCAAACUAUGUACAUUUAACACGCCAUUUGGCAGAUACAGCUUUACCAGACUGCAAUUUGGUAUAAACUCUGCCCCUGAAGUGUAUCAGAGGGCUGUGUCAUCUAUGAUUAGUGAUAUUGAAGGCUGUGAAGCUGUUGUUGAUGACAAUUUGAUUUGGGGUGAAUCUAUGGCUGAACACAACGAGCAUUUUGUAAAGGUACUUGACAGAGUCCAGGAAAAUAAUCUGAAACUUAGUGAGGACAAAUGUCGUUUCAGACAGUCAAGUAUCACGUACGUUGGCCACGUACUGUCGUCAGAAGGCGUAAAACCUGACGAAGAAAAAGUACGCGCUGUUCGUGAAAUGAAACGACCUAUGACGAAAAAGGAACUUCAAACAUUCCUUGGAUUUGUGCAGUAUAUGGCCAAAUUUAUACCCAACAUGUCGGAAAUAAGCGCACCUCUACGAGGACUCCUGAAAAAAGAAGUAGAGUGGUGCGGGGAGCAAACACAGGAAGAAAGCUUUCAAAAGCUCAAGAGUAUGGUAACACAGGCUCCAGUGUUAAAGUACUAUGACCCUAAAAAGGAACUUACCUUGACGGUCGACGCCAGUUCCAAAGGUCUUGGUGCAGCUAUACUGCAGGAAGGUCAUCCUAUAGCCUAUGCAUCGAGGGCCAUGACUUCGGCGCAGCAAAAUUAUGCUCAAAUUGAGAAAGAGACCCUGGCAAUCGCAUUUGGCUGCUCGAAAUUUCAUCAAUACAUAUAUGGGAGACGCGUACAUGUUGAAAGCGACGACAAACCUCUACAAUCCAUCUUUCGUAAACCCUUGAUGAUGGCUCCUCCGCGUCUACAACGUCUACUACUUACCUUACAAAAGUACAACUUGGACGUCAUCUUCAAACCGGGCAAGGAAAUGUUCAUCGCAGAUACGUUCAGCAGGGCAUACUUACCAGAUAGUGCGGAUGAUCUAGUACCGGAUUUGUCUGUGAAUGUCGUAUCCGCAUAUCUUCCGCUCUCGCCAGAAAAGUAUAUAGAAUUCCAGAAGGAAACGGCUAAUGAUCACGAGUUACCGAUUCUACAAGAUGUGGUUCUAGAAGGUUGGCCAAGUGAUAAGAGGGAAGUGCCACAAGAGGCUCGACCCUACUGGCCAUUCCGAGAUGAAAUAUCAUGUGUUGAUGGCCUGUUGUUUAAAAAUCACAAGGUCAUAGUUCCAAAAUCUCUGCGUGAAAAAAUGCUGGCCUUAGCGCAUAAGUCUCAUUUGGGUAUAGUGAAAUGCAAGUCAAUGGCAAGAGACACCCCAUAUUGGCCAGGAAUGAGUGUUGAAAUUGAAAAUAUGAUUCAAAAGUGUAGUGUGUGUGCAGAGGCCUCGCGAAAGAAUCCAAAGGAACCACUCAAGGAAACAGAAAUUCCGGACCGUCAUUUUAACUGA